Messenger RNA from Tarenaya hassleriana, 1654 nucleotides. RefSeq names its product GDP-mannose 3,5-epimerase. Lineage: Eukaryota; Viridiplantae; Streptophyta; Magnoliopsida; Brassicales; Cleomaceae. Gene Ontology annotation, molecular function: GDP-mannose 3,5-epimerase activity; NAD binding. The record is from RefSeq and is a predicted model, not a curated record. The transcript is spliced from 7 exons. Bases 154 to 1284 code for a protein of 376 amino acids.
AAUUAAACGAGUGGUAUUGCUCUGUCUCUCUAUAAAUACACAAUCAUCUCCUCACUCCUGCAAGAUCGUGCCUUUCAUCGCUUCUCUUUCCUCUCCUCUGCAUUAUCUUCUUCAUCGUCGCCGAUCUCUUCGAAAAGCUUCAGGCUUUUCAGCAUGGGAAGCAGCAAUGGAACUGAUUACGGUGCCUACACUUACAAGGAGCUCGAAAGAGAGCCCUACUGGCCGUCUGAGAAGCUAAGGAUUUCAAUCACCGGCGCUGGAGGUUUCAUCGCUUCUCACAUUGCCCGCCGUCUGAAGAGCGAGGGGCAUUACGUUAUUGCUUCUGAUUGGAAGAAGAACGAGCACAUGACCGAGGACAUGUUCUGCCAUGAAUUCCACCUUGUUGAUCUCAGGGUGAUGGACAAUUGCCUCAAGGUCACCAAUGGAGUUGACCAUGUCUUCAACUUGGCUGCGGAUAUGGGUGGUAUGGGUUUCAUCCAGUCCAACCACUCUGUUAUCAUGUAUAACAACACAAUGAUCAGCUUCAACAUGAUCGAGGCCGCUAGGAUAAAUGGAGUUAAGAGGUUUUUCUAUGCUUCAAGCGCGUGUAUCUACCCGGAAUUCAAGCAGCUGGACACUAAUGUGAGCCUGAAGGAAUCAGAUGCUUGGCCUGCAGAGCCUCAAGACGCUUAUGGGUUGGAGAAACUUGCAACCGAGGAGUUGUGCAAGCACUACAACAAAGAUUUCGGAAUUGAGUGCCGCAUUGGAAGGUUCCAUAACAUUUAUGGUCCUUUUGGAACAUGGAAAGGAGGAAGAGAGAAGGCUCCAGCUGCUUUCUGCAGAAAGGCUCUCACUUCGACUGAUAGGUUUGAGAUGUGGGGAGAUGGGCUUCAGACCCGUUCUUUUACCUUCAUCGACGAGUGUGUGGAAGGCGUACUCAGGCUGACGAAAUCAGAUUUCCGGGAGCCUGUAAACAUUGGGAGUGAUGAAAUGGUUAGCAUGAACGAGAUGGCCGAGAUGGUUCUGAGCUUUGACGGCAAAAAACUACCUAUUCACCACAUCCCUGGUCCUGAAGGUGUCCGAGGCCGUAACUCAGACAAUACCCUUAUCAAGGAGAAGCUUGGCUGGGCUCCCACAAUGAGAUUGAAGGAAGGGCUUAGAAUCACAUACUUCUGGAUCAAGGAACAGAUCGAGAAAGAGAAGUCUCAGGGUGCUGAUGUGUCGGCUUACGGGUCUUCCAAGGUGGUGGGAACUCAAGCUCCAGUUCAGUUGGGCUCACUCCGAGCCGCCGAUGGAAAAGAGUGAAAGCUUCCAGCUUUUCUCUUAAUCCUACAACCUUCACGAGAAGACAGGUUCGCAGUUUCUGUAAGGCAGAUACCUAAGAUUUCAGCUACAGUAUUAGGGUAUUUUGGACAUCUCCGAUGGAAGGAUGAUACAGAUAUUAGGGUAUAACUUCCAUUGGAAAGCAUAACAUGUUUGUCAAAUGCUGCCAUGUUUGCUUGUUCUACAAUGAUGGAUGGAUGUGUUUUAAGAUGUAUUAUGUUUCGGUUUGGUCUUGAGUUCCGAGGUUGAAGACAGACAGGACAGAAGAUCAUAGUUAUUGUCAAGUGGCUUUGAGUUCCAUAGUGUUGGGAGGGUUUCCUCUUUGUGUUGUUGAUCAUAAACUGUUUCAUCA